Messenger RNA from Oppiella nova, 600 nucleotides. Lineage: Eukaryota; Metazoa; Arthropoda; Arachnida; Sarcoptiformes; Oppiidae. The record is from the annotation of a GenBank genome assembly.
GGCGACAAGAGGAGAGUGCGGGACAACAUGUAUGUGCCGAUGAUAUUAGGCGGACAGGCCUUCAAGACUAAGGAGGAGCUGAUGAUCGAGAGGGCGGUCGAGAGCUGUGCCUUCAAGACGGGCUUGAGUUGUGUGAUGGGCUUCGGGUUGGGCGCCGCCAUCGGACUCUUCUCGGCCAGUGUUGGCCCAGACAUCACUUCAGUGGAACCGCAGACACAGACUGUGCGACAAGUGCUCAAAGACAUGAGGAUUAAGACCAUGUCUUACGCCAAGAACUUUGCCAUUUUGGGCGCUAUGUUCGCGGCCACCGAAUGCACCAUUGAAUCGUAUAGGGGAAAGACUGACUGGAAGAACGGCACAAUGGCUGGAGGGGUGGUCGGAGGGCUCAUCGGUCUCAGGGCGGGCAUCAAAGGGGGUCUCUUAGGCGCCGCCGGUUUCGCCGCCUUCUCCACAAUCAUUGACUACUAUUUGCGCUGAGAAUUAGUUUUGGCUUUAAAUUAAUGGCAUUUUAUAGCGUUUUAUAAUAAUGUAAUGUUUUCGUGAUUUCUGUAAAUAGUGUGUAAUAAAGAAAUAAAAGUCUAUUUUUAACAAAUUAUCAAA